GUUACACAUGUACGAACCCCACUAUAUAUACCCACAUUGCUGGCACUGAAAUCGUCGUUACUUUACAAAUCAACCACCACCAAACAACAACAAGAGAUCAAACACAAACAUCGGAAACUACAUUCUGACAAAACACAUCAAACCCCUCUUCAUGUCAACUUUCUCCACCUCAAUUUCACCUUAAAAAUCCACCUCGAUUAAUUCUCUCGACUCAUGUCAACUCCUACCAAAAACACGACACGAAAACAAGGCGAAGACCUCCUCUUAGGCCGCUACGAAAUCGGAAAACUUCUCGGCCACGGCAGCUUUGCAAAGGUUUAUCAUGCAAGGAACAUUAAAACAAACGAAAGCGUUGCGAUCAAAGUUAUUGAUAAGGAGAAGAUUCUUAAGGGUGGUUUGAUCGCUCACAUUAAACGUGAGAUUUCGAUUUUACGACGUGUGAGGCAUCCGAAUAUUGUGCAGCUGUUUGAGGUAAUGGCUACGAAAUCUAAGAUUUUUUUUAUAAUGGAGUAUGUGAGAGGUGGUGAGCUUUUUAAUAAGGUGGCUAAGGGUAGAUUAAAGGAAGAUGUGGCUAGAAAGUAUUUUCAACAAUUAAUUUCAGCUGUGGGAUUUUGUCACUCUCGUGGGGUGUUUCAUAGAGAUUUGAAACCUGAAAAUAUUUUGUUAGAUGAAAAUGGUGAUCUUAAGGUUUCGGAUUUUGGGCUUAGUGCCAUUUCGGAACAGAUUAGGGGGGAUGGUUUGUUUCAUACAUUUUGUGGUACCCCUGCUUAUGUGGCUCCUGAGGUUUUGGGGCGAAAAGGGUAUGAUGCAGCUAAGGUAGAUUUAUGGUCUUGUGGGAUUAUUUUGUUUGUGUUAAUGGCUGGUUACUUGCCAUUUCAUGAUCAAAAUAUAAUGAUUAUGUAUAAGAAGAUUUAUAGAGGGGAAUUUAGAUGUCCUAGAUGGUUUUCGCCUGAAUUGACUCGGUUGUUGACAAAAAUUCUUGAUACUAAUCCGGAAACUAGGAUGACAAUUCCGGAGAUUAUGAAUAAUAGGUGGUUUAAAAAGGGGUUCAAACAUAUUAAGUUUUAUAUUGAGGAUGAUAAGUUGUGUAGUGUUGAAGAUAAUGUGGAUGAUGAGACUAAUUCUAUGUCGGAUACUUCUGUAUCCGAGACAGAAUCAGAAGUGGAGAGUCGGAAGAGGUUCCCUCGUUUACUUAGACCGGCUAGUUUGAAUGCCUUUGAUUUGAUUUCAAUGUCGUCAGGGUUUGAUUUGUCAGGGUUGUUUGAGGAAGAAGGGAAGCAUUCAAGGUUUGUGUCGGAUGCACCUGUGCCUGACAUAAUAUCCAGACUGGAGGACGUUGCGAAGGUGGUCAGUUUUACCGUGAGGAAGAAAGAUUGCAGGAUGAGUUUUGAUGGUUCUAAGGAAGGAGUUAAGGGCCCCUUAUCAAUUGGUGCCGAAAUAUUUGAACUGACACCAUCGUUGAGGGUGGUAGAAGUGAAGAAGAAGGGCGGAGACCAAAGAGAGUAUGAAGAGUUUUUUGAUCAAGAAUUGAGGCCGGCAUUGCAGAAUCUUAAGACGUUGGAGUCUGCAGAACCCUCACGUGUGCCUUCGGAUACUGAAUAGGAGAUAGAAAGAGAGACAUAAGGCUACCAAAGAACAGACACACUUUUAUUUUCAGAGUACAAUAUGUUGGUGUCAAAAUAAAUGAUGAAAGUAACAGAAGUUUGGUGAACGCAGCUGUUGAAGUAGCCAAACACGAUAUAGAUGUUGACCAGGACCAUUGCCUGGUGUAAUAAGCAUGAAAAUGCAGAUCAAAACGUAAUCAAAGCUACGAUGUAACACCUUAAGGACCAUAUAGCUUCAGAUUGGGGUAUAAAAAUCUAUUGAAGGAUAAUUCUUUAGAUCAAUGAGGCUCCAAGAAACAUAUGUGGAGCAUAGAAGACUGAAUGAUUUGGACUUACAUAGCCAGGAUGAGUUGCUUGACAAACAUGUAUCUGUGGUCAAGUGGCUAGCUACAUGGCCUCUUCUGGGACACUGUUCGAUUCUCUCUUUCAUUCCAGGGAAGAUUUUGCACGGCAAGAAUGGGUGGCAGAUCAAAGGCCAUAUGUCAAUUUAAAGUUUUCUGAGAUUGAUGCCUAAACUCAAUUCACUGUUUCGAUCCUAUACCAUCAAUUAUAUACAUUAUAUACAUUAUUUAAAGCUUUAAAGUUUUCAGGCUAACGUUGUAAUAUUUUGUGUUGUCUAACGAAAGUCUUUCAUGAUUUAUUUACCUUUCGCAAUAGUUGAUCCCAAAAAAGUCCUUUGUGUAAAAUUCGUAAAAAUUGGAUCAUAGUGUUUUGAAUGUGAUAUUUUGGAUUCUAUGC
This is a messenger RNA of Daucus carota subsp. sativus, 2342 nucleotides long. RefSeq names its product CBL-interacting serine/threonine-protein kinase 12. The coding region runs from base 214 to 1602 and encodes 462 amino acids. The record is from RefSeq and is a predicted model, not a curated record. Lineage: Eukaryota; Viridiplantae; Streptophyta; Magnoliopsida; Apiales; Apiaceae. Gene Ontology annotation, molecular function: ATP binding; protein serine/threonine kinase activity. Gene Ontology annotation, biological process: protein phosphorylation; signal transduction. The transcript is spliced from 3 exons.